ACAUAAGCUCUGCAGCCUUGGCUAUAGAAGUGAUUUCUAGAUAUAGCCGGUCAGCUUGAUUCUUGGAGAACGCAGAGUGACACAGAGUGACAGAAUCGGUCUCGGCACAGCAGCCGGCUAUAAACAGAACUUGCUGGAUUUCAUGGCCUGAAUUUGCUUCCAGCUUUGAAGACACAAGAAACAUAGGGCAUAAAAAAAGAUAGAAAAUGUCAGAGGCUAACCAGGCCUUUGUGACCCUGGCUACUAGUGAUGCUUACUGCAUGGGGAGUCUAGUGGUGGGCAAGUGCUUGCGAAGGCAUGGAACGACUCGAAAACUGGUGGUUAUGGUUUCUCCCAACGUUAGCAGAGAGGCAUGCUGCUGUCUUGUAUACGUGUCCAGUUUGUCUUUAGAAGACGUGUUUGAUGAGGUUAUAGUGGUGGACAUGUUGGACAGCAGGGACAGGGCUCAUCUCUUCUGGCUGGGACGUCUAGACCUGGGCGUCACAUUCACCAAGCUUCACAGUUGGACUCUUACACAAUACACCAAAUGUGUGUUCCUGGAUGCUGAUACACUUGUGCUGUGUAAUGUCGAUGAGCUGUUUGAGCGAGAAGAGCUCUCUGCGGCUCCAGAUCCAGGCUGGCCCGAUUGCUUUAACUCUGGCGUGUUUGUAUUCAGACCGUCACUGGAGACCCACUCACGCCUGCUGGAGCACGCCAGGAUGUGCGGCAGCUUUGAUGGAGGUGACCAGGGAAUUUUAAACACCUUUUUCAGUGACUGGGCAAUAAAGGACAUCAACAAGCAUCUACCGUUCAUUUACAACCUCAGUGUCAACGCAAUCUACACAUAUUUACCAGCUUUCCACAAGUUUGGCCAUCAAGCAAAGAUCGUCCACUUCCUGGGAAGGAACAAGCCCUGGCAUGUUCCACACAAGCAGCAACCAUUCACAGAGGUUCCUCAAUGGGAUUCCAACAGGAACUUAGAGAAAUUUGUCAAUCUGUGGUGGGCGGAGUACUACAGUCACACAAAACUGCAAGAAAAUGAGUCUCAUGAGCUCCAGGAUGCUGAACCGAUUGAGCAGCUGGACAUGUUGGCGGCUGCACCCUGUUCCACCCAUGUGUCCACUUUGCCGCAUAGGUCACCAACCUCUGCAGCAUCACCCACUACUCCUCCUCCUCAUCCUCACAGCUGUGAGUCAGUCUCUCAGGCCGAGGACAGAGAAGAGAAAAUACCCAGUGAAUUGCUCGGGAAGCUGACGUUGGAUGCAUCGAGCUCAAGUACAUGUCAUCAGCUGGAGGACACGAGCCCUGAGCCUGACGUCUUAUCUGCUGAAGAUUCUGAAGAUUUGGAAAAAUCUGAGCAACAGGAACCACAAGCUGAACAAAAACAGGAAGAAGAAGAAGGAGAAGAAGUCUUAGGAGCAGAGGCCGCAUCAGACACUGCCAGACAGGAAGCUUUAAAGGAGAAUUUGGAGAAUCGGAAGAGAUGGGAAGAGGGUCGGAUGGAUUACCUGGGCAAGGAUGCCUUCGAAAACAUCCGGCUAAAGCUCGACGAAUUUCUCACUUAACAUCUUGUUUUGUGCGUGGAACUCUGCAAACUUUAACAGAUGCUACCUGCAAACAUCCUGACUGACCUCUGACAUUCCUCCAAGAUGGAGGCAUAUUUUUGUCCAUUUGAAUGCGUCCCUUGUUCCCUUGUUUUAGAUCAUGAAUAGCAUUUCGCUCUAAAUACAACUAAAUCAUUUUCUAUUGAUCCUGUGUGUGGAUGUUAUUCCUAAGAACAUAAACCAUUCAGUUAGAGCCUUACAAGCUUUAAACUGCAUGCAUAAAAAUGAUGGAGUGCUAUGUUUUUAUUUCAACUUAAUCUCUCUCUCUCUCUCUCUCUCUCUCUCUCUCUCUCUCUUUCUCUCUCUCUCUCUUUAGUAUGUGGAGAUUUUAACUAAUACCACAGCUCUGUUGAUUUUUCCAUUAUGAUCAGUCAGAAGGCGUUGAUUCAUUUUCUAUAACAGCAGCGCAGGCAGUUAUUCUGCCUGUAUUUUUUAAUCACAGGUUUUAUAAAUAUUAAUUCCAAUACAUUUGAGCCACAGCUCAUUCACAACGUUGGCUAUCUACUCAAUUUAAUGCUAAAAAAUAGUGGAUUAAAAACCCUGAAUAAAUAUUUAUAAUUGUUGAUAUAUAACUUUCUGAAAGGAUAUAACAUUCUUAAUCUAACUUUUAUCUAAUUUAUGGUAUCCAGUGUAAGUGUGUUUCCUGUAUGAAAAGCUCUUUUUCAAUUGUUAUUUGUUUGUUUUUGCCAAAUUACUGUGGUAUAAGAGGGAAAAAAUGCUGUUUUUAGAAAAACAUUCAAUUUCGAAGUAGUAACAGUAACUCACACCACCCUGUUUUAUAAAGUCUUCAUUUUUCCUAAAUAUUUUUUUACUUUAAAUGAAUUACCCUGUUUCAAGUUAUUAUAUCGAGUAUAUAUAGUAUACAUUAUAUAAUAAUGAGUUAUCUCAUUAUUUUGACUAAAUAACUCGUCACAUUUUAACGGUCACUCAAGAUAACUUGAUGUAAAAGUUUAAAUUCAUUGAAAUACAUUGAGAUAUUAUGUAGAAAUAAUGACAUAGCACUUCCAUACUGACCUGAAACUGCCUGUCCGUGUAUUAGUAACCGCUGAUAUACAAAAAAAUGAUUUGAUACGUAUCCUGUCUGACUUUAUUUAAAGGUUGGUUUUGGUCUGGUGUAUUCAUAAAUCUCUGUUGACAAUACAAAUACUUACUGAGUUCAACUCAAAUCAAAACAUUCAUUCAAAAUAUAGGAAGUAACCCGUCUUCAUCAUUUAUGUAAGUUCUGGUUUGUUUGCAGAGGCAAUAAACUGAAGCUGUUUGUCCCUGUUGUAAAUAUUUAGGCUGAAUCAUGAAUAUUAUUCAACGGAUUUCCCUGACGUUUGAUGGCUUUCACGUACAAGGCUAUGAAAAUGUUGCCUACUAUGACCCAUGUACUUUUAUAUCAAAACAACAUCUGCCACUCAAUAUAUUUAUAUAUUUCUACCUCAUCACUCAUCAUGACAUUUUCCUAAUCCUGGAAGAAUAGAGUUCCACAGUGCAAGCUGUCAGAAAUGCAAGUGUUUCCCAAUAUGCUUGGUGUGCUAUGCUAAGAUCAUAGCUGUGCUUUGAAAACUAGCUGUCUGAUGAAAAAAAAAAAAACAGAAACACUGAAGAGGACAGCAGAUGUCAGUUGGGUAAAGGAGUCCUGGGAGUUUAACAUCUGUCCGGCAUGCUCUCUGCUCCACCACAUGUACAUUACAAAUGUCCACCCCCUCAGGGCUGGGAUGAGGUUUCAGGGAUAAAUGUUUAGUGACCUAAAAUCAUAAAUCCCCCUCUAGGAUAAUUAUCUGAAAAAUACACAAACAUAUUAAGGAUACUACGAAUACAUUAACGGUGUUAAUUAUUAUUAGAAGAUUCUUUGUAUUGAUCUUGAGAUCACUUUUCUUGCUGAGUUAAUCACUGAAGACUCCUGCAUCUGUUAGUCUGCAACGUCAAUGCCAUAAUUAUUGGCACCCUUUUUUCAAAAUGAAUGACACUGAGUCAACAUGAGUGAUAUUUUGAGAUUAAAGCUGCUGUUAACAUGUCUUUUGGGUUCAGUUCCCACCAUUAAAACAGAUGGCGAGAUAU
This is a messenger RNA of Hemibagrus wyckioides, 3629 nucleotides long. It is a transcript of the gene gyg2, whose product is annotated as glycogenin 2. Gene Ontology annotation, molecular function: glycosyltransferase activity. Lineage: Eukaryota; Metazoa; Chordata; Actinopteri; Siluriformes; Bagridae. The transcript is spliced from 10 exons. The record is from RefSeq and is a predicted model, not a curated record. Bases 207 to 1544 code for a protein of 445 amino acids. Gene Ontology annotation, cellular component: cytoplasm.